Messenger RNA from Hydatigera taeniaeformis, 288 nucleotides. Lineage: Eukaryota; Metazoa; Platyhelminthes; Cestoda; Cyclophyllidea; Taeniidae. The record is from the annotation of a GenBank genome assembly.
AUGGAGCAGGAGAAGGAAGCAGGGGAAUCACCUUUAAUAAGGGGAAAGUCUGCCGUCGAUUCCGGAGGAGCUUUAGAUGCAAGUAAGGGAGAGAACGUAGAUGAGGAAGUGAAACGCCACCAAUUAAGAGUGGAAAGGAAGCGACUGCGACAGAUCUUGCAGUUAGCCGAGAAGUCCGCGAACGGACACCCGUUGAAUCCUGACCAGCAAGCCAAACUGGCUCGUCGUGCCGAGGUUGAAGCCCUUAUCGCCCAAUUGGAGGCUUCAUGUUCCGUCUCGUCCAACUGA